AUGGACACAGUGGCGGACAAAAACCCCGCAUAUUAUCUUUCCCAACAAUCAGGAGUUCACACCUCAAAAAGGAUGUUGUUUUCUGUAGUACAAGCUCGAGAAAUCUCACCAGAUGAACAGCCAUGGAUCGUGAAGUUGCUCAUCAUAAUUCUCGGUUAUGCAACAGUGAUUGUGCCGUCGUUUUAUUUGAUCAACUACGCCCGUCGGAAGUAUGCGAGUAAUACCCUUGGGCGAUUUCUACGAGCAUUCGCUGUGGGUAAUGAAAACUAUCAACUGCUUGAUGUUGCACCAGCAUUAGGGAAGGGGUCGCAAUCUGUUCCUGAAACACGAAAUCUUCUUAAGGAUGCAAUUUUGCUGUUAUUUUUCUUUGCUGGUAUCCAGUGUACAUUGGUGAUGAUGGGCUUUUUACAAGAGCGUAUUAUAACGAGAGGCUAUCAAAACUCCGGAAAUGAACAGCUGGACCAGUUUGGAGACGCCCAGUUUCUUGUUUUUUGUAAUCGAGUAGUGGCCAUAGUCGUGUGUGCCAUUGUUCUUACCCUCACAUGGAGAAGGCAACCACCUCAUGUGCAACCUUUAUAUGUGCAUUCGUUUACGUCGAUCUCGAAUACUAUGUCCACAUGGUGCCAAUACGAAGCGUUAAAAUACGUCUCAUUCCCAACUCAGACAAUUUGCAAAACAUCGAAAGUGGUGGUGACGAUGCUGAUGGGACUUUUAAUUCGUGGUCAGAGAUAUACAUGGCAGGAGUGGAUCUGUGGUGGAGCCGUUGGUACCGGUGCCAGUCUGUUCUUACUAGGCAGUGGUCGUAUGAGUUGGAGGUUUUAUACUUCUUUCGUCUCUGGAAUGGUGCUGAUGAUUGGCUACCUUUUGUUCGAUUCCUAUACAUUGAAUUAUCAGAAGAAGUUGUUCGACAAAAAACCGAAAAUCUCAAAAUACCAGAUGAUGAUGGGUGUGAACGUAUUCUCUGCUAUUCUGUGCGCUGUUUCAUUACUCGAGCAAGGAACACUAUUCUCAUCGAUAGAUUUCGCCUUGGAACACAAUAAUUUCUUUCGUGAUGUGUUUUUCCUCAGUCUAUCAGGUGCUACGGGUCAGCUCUUUAUCUAUUCGACAAUUGAGAAGUUUGGCCCCAUCGUCUUUGCUGUGAUGAUGACGAUACGACAGAUGCUUUCUAUAUUACUGUCGUCAUUCUAUUACGGCCAUUCUCUGUCCAGCUGGUCUCUUAUUGGAUUCGGCAUAGUGUUCACGGCCAUAUUCCUCGAUAUAUACCGGCGAUACUUCGAGAAGCGACGAGCCGUUGUUAGACAAUAG
Messenger RNA from Haemonchus placei, 1305 nucleotides. NCBI's taxonomy places the organism in Eukaryota, Metazoa, Nematoda, Chromadorea, Rhabditida, Trichostrongylidae. The record is from the annotation of a GenBank genome assembly.